AUGGCGGGCACCGUCCAUGUUCUGGACGACUACUACCUCGCCAUAACUCUGCUCAUCACAGUGGCAUAUCAGCUUUUCUUCUUCGCGAUAGCCUUUACAUUUAAAUUCGACAAGCUCACAGACUUCGCCGGCGGGACCAACUUUGUCGUCCUCGCCAUAAUAACCCUCGCCUUCUCCGGGCCCAGCCCACAUGCCCGGCAGAUCGUGCCCUCCAUCUUCAUCAUGCUGUGGGGGGUGCGUCUGUCGGGCUUCCUACUGUUCCGCAUCCUCAAGACGGGCAAGGACGACCGCUUCGACGACAAGCGCGACAAGUUCUUCCCCUUCCUCGGCUUCUGGGUCUUCCAGAUGAUAUGGGUCUGGGUCGUCUCCCUGCCCGUGACGCUCAUCAACUCGCCCGCCGUCAGGCAGUACCCCUUCAUUGGCUUCGGCACCGGCAGGGACAUCGUGGGGAUUAUCAUGUUCGCCAUCGGCUUUGUCAUGGAGAGCGUCGGCGACGUCCAAAAGUACAGGUUCAGGAGCACGCAGGACAAGAGCGCCGUGUGCGACAAGGGCUUCUGGGCCUGGAGCCGCCAUCCGAAUUACUUUGGCGAGAUCAUCAUCCAGUUCGCUAUUUACAUGAUCGCUGUAUCCUCUGCAGCCGACGGGUUCGUCCGAGGGCAGGCUUAUAACGCCUUGUAUGCGUCCAUCCUGGGCCCGAUCCUGCUCACCGUGCUGCUCAUGUUCGUCUCCGGCCUGCCGCUCUCGGAGAGGCCCGGGGCGAAGAAGCGCUACGAGAAGGGCACCAACUGGGACGGGUACAAGCGCUACCUCGACCGGACGAGCAUCCUGAUCCCGUUCCCACCACAGCUGUACGCCAAGGUGCCCGUGUUCCUGAAGCGGACCGUCUUUUUGGAGUUCCCAAUGUACGUGUUCGACCCGGCGAAGCACGCGGACGGUGCUCCUGGCCAGAGCGGAGCGGAGGAGGGCAGGGGUGAGCAGGCGGGAAAGCCCAGCCAGGCCACCGAGCGGGGCCAGAGCACGGAUGGGCUGACGGGGGAGUCACGACAAACCUAA
This is a messenger RNA of Diaporthe citri, 1053 nucleotides long. RefSeq lists its product as uncharacterized. NCBI's taxonomy places the organism in Eukaryota, Fungi, Ascomycota, Sordariomycetes, Diaporthales, Diaporthaceae. The transcript has 3 exons. The record is from RefSeq and is a predicted model, not a curated record. Gene Ontology annotation, cellular component: membrane. The coding region runs from base 1 to 1053 and encodes 350 amino acids.